UUCCAGUGACGUCACUCCCAGACCAGCCAAUCAGCGGCCAGUGUGCCGGCCCACUACUUGUGUUGUUUUUCUGUUUUCCUCCUUGGAUCCAUCCAUCCUCCACUCCGACACCAUUUUGGGAGUCAAAACCUCCGCGGGCCGCGUCGGCGGACUAUGGUCCACACGUGCGUGGUGUCGGGCUGCAGGAACCGGCGCACCGCGGGCAGCUCCGUGUCCUUCUACCGCUUCCCGCGGGACCCGCAGCGGAAGCAGCGCUGGGUGUCCGCCGUGAACCGGCGGGGCUGGGCGCCCAGCGACGGCAGCCGGCUGUGCAGCACGCACUUCAUCUCCGGAAAACAGGUGAAGAAUCCACAUUCUCCAGAUUAUGUUCCUUCUGUGUUUACAACCGUUCCUUUGUCCCCAGAGAUGAAGGAGCCGUGUGGUUUAGAGGUCCUGGAUAAGCAGGAGGCGCGCGUGGAGGCGGCCAACGCCCUGCUGUUCCUCAAGGGUCAGGGCCCGGCCACGGGGGACCAGCUCGGGCGGGAACCGCAACCCGAGGAGGGGGAACGCCGCGCCGCCGUCGUUGAGGAAUCUGCGUCAUCGUCCCUCAGCACUGACGAAGACGACGACUAUGAUGAUGAAGAAUCCGUGCGUGACAGCAAGAGAGGGAGGUUUGCCGAGACGCCUGACGUGUCUGUCAACUUUGACGACAUCCUGAAAGCCUUGAAAAAGGAGAACCAGGCCCUCAGGGAGUCUGUGGAGAAGAUGUCCCUCUGUGAGAACUCGCUUAGGAACGAUGCGGAGAAGGUCAGGUUUUACACUGGUUUACCCAACUUCUUCGUCCUGGAGACGGUCAUGUGGCUGCUGGCACCGCACAUGGACAGGAUGAAGAACGUCAAGCUCUCCAAGUUCCAGCAGCUUCUUCUGACGCUGAUGCGCCUCCGCCUGGACCUGCGCAACCAGGACCUGGCCUACCGGUUCGGAGUGAAAGUGGGAACGGUGGCGCGGACGGUGCAUCGCAUGGUCAACAUCAUGUCCUCCACUCUGGUGCCGACGGCCGUCUUCUGGCCGUCCCGAGCCGAGCUCCGGAAGAACCUGCCGGCGGCCCUGCACGCCUCCUACCCGGACUGCGCCGUCAUCGUGGACUGCUUCACCGUGCCUUUUGAGGAGCCCGUUGCCCAGGGCAACCAGCAGCAGCAGCAGCAGCAGCAGAACGUGUUAAAGUACCUGAUCGGCGUGGCUCCGCAGGGCGUGGUCACGUUCGUCUCCAGGGGGGCGCUGGGCAACGUCAGCGACAGGAGCCUUGCCGAGGGCUGCGGGUUUCUCUGCAAGCUUCUCCCGGGCGACGUCGUACUAGCCGCCCGGGAUCUGAACAUCGGCGAGUCCGUGGCGGCCCGUGGAGCCCUUUUUAAAACUGUUGGCGCCUGCCAAGGAGAGGCGGUGGGGAGAUCGGAGGGCUCACUGCCGGCUGAUGUGGCGUCGGAGACGGCCAGCGUGCAGAGGCACGUGGAGCGGGUGAUUGCCAUGGUGAAGCGGAGGUAUGCCAUGCUCACCGGCCCCGUCGAGAGCCCCUUCACCGCCGCCUGCGAGCGCACUUCCAACCUCUCCACUUUUGAUAAGAUUGUGCAAGUUGCCUGUGCCUUAAACAACCUCUGCAUCUCUGCUGCUCCUCUGGAAUAAUUAGUUUGGAAAACUAGGGCUCCUAAAGAUGUCACAGCUCCUUAUAGUGCAUGUGUCAGCACUACACCAUUACUACUAAAACUUUAUUGAUACCCAUCCACCCUUAACUUCCAUCCCUCCCCAUUAUCGAGUUGUUUUUUAUUCUUUGUGAUUGCAGCACUUCUUUCUAUUGUAGAAUCUACUUUGUUGAUGUGUAAAAUCACUUAGUUAUCCAGCUCAUCUGGGAAAAUAGGAAGAUGUGUUGACAUUUAGUUUAGCUUUGUAUGACAGAUGUCUUAUCAUUUAUGUUUAGGUUGAUGGUGAGGAAUGCAAACGUGAGUUUGGGUGAUACAAGCUCUCUGCCAGUCUUUCUUCCCCCCCUCCAUCUCCCGCAAACACUACAGCUGCUGACUUAACUGAUUACACUCUUGUCCUGCUGCAAAAAGGGGGAUAUGUUGGUUACAGCAGCUCUUUGUUGCUUCUCUGCUUGUAAAACCAAAGUAGCACACAAAGGAGAAGGUUAUAUCAACAAGAGCAGCAGACGUGGUGUUGCACCACUUUGCGAGGGGUUGUGGCUGCCUGCUCACCUUCGGAAACAGAAACACCACGUGGUUUAUGGCUCUAAAUGUACACUUUCCUGCCAGUCAGGUAGAUUUUCUUUUUCUUUUUUUUUUCUUUUCUAAACAGCAGACAAACAAACCACCCACAGGCCAAUUUUCCUCUUUCAUGACCAGUCUGGUAUUCAUUUAUCUGCUGCACUUUGGCACGGGAACGUCGUAGGAGUGCAGCUGUAUUCCUGCAGAUUUCAACGCCUCUAAGAUGGCUGGCCUCUACAACGGGGCUUUGCUUGGUAUUGAUGACUUGUUGCUUGUUUUUUUUUCUUUUUUUGCACAGAAUAAAGAGCCAUUGCUGCAGAGUUGAAGUGGAAAGGGCAGAAAGUGUCCAAAAUGUGUCGUCAGCAUUUACAAUGCCUCUUAUUUUUAAGAUUGUGGUCGACGUUAGUUAUUUUUAUUACGUUUUCCAGAAUUUUUGCCAAAAUGGUUAAAAAUUCUGAUUUAAAGUGACAUUUUCUCGAAUAUUUUAUUUGUACUGGUGAGGAGAAAUUUUGAAUUUGAGCUUUUAUUUUCCUCAAGUACACGUUCAUCUCGCAUCACAAAGGACAGGGAAUAUUUGCACUUGUGUGGUGAAUUUAUUUGUCAUUUUCAGUUUAAUUCUUGCGCUCAAACUAAAUCAGAUUACAAGUGAGCGGUCGGUCUGAGCUGUGUUCUUCGCAGACAGCGUGUUGAGCGUUAAUUAACACUUUAUUCUGCCGAGCACAUGAGCUGCUGCAGAGACUGUUUAUUGUGUAAUGGUUGAAUUUUCUCCAGUUAUGUUCACUUCAUUCUCUUAAAAUUAGCUCUAACUGAGUUGCGCCAUGUGUGCAUACCGCAGUUAGUUCCAGUAUCGGCCUGGAAAGCUGGAUUUUUUUUCCCCAAACUAUAUAGGAUAAAUGCACUAAACUGAAAAUUCUUCUUUUGGUGUCAGCACCUACAUUAGCUUUUUGAAAUGUUUUUUUUUUUUGUUUUGCUGGUGCCUUAGUUUGUAAAGCUGCUACAAGUUAGCCUGUAUUUUCUAAAGAUCUUUAUUUUUGCACCUUAGAAUAUUCUUUAAGGCUUCCUUUGAUUUGACACUAAAGCCAAACGCACAUAAAGGAUUAGCGCUCAACGUUUAAGCACUUAUUUUUUCUCAGUCAUCUAAAAUUUUUAUUUUUGCGAAAAUUCCCAGCGAUUACAGCUCCUUCGCUUUUGUUUGGGGUCUAAAAUGAAUGGGAGCAGGUCAUUCACAUCACGUGAACAUUUUCCUCACAUUUAAUCUUUGUGUUCAGGUGGAAUUUCCACAGGUGUUGCUCAAUAAUCAGAAGCAGCGUAGGGUUCAGAAAGUUCCCUCUGGACCUUCUCAGGAACAUCCACACAGACUGAAAUCAAUGCACAUCAAACUUAUCCUACCUGCUAUGCCUUUCUACCCAUUUAGGUGACUGUUUUUAUUCUAUUUUAUUUAUUUUUACAGUCAGCUACGGUUGUCAUCACUACUAAUGUUGUACCUGUAAACAACUCAGACAUUGCAUUAGUCAGCUGGAGUAAAGCUGACAUUUGAUUGUGCUUUUGAUGUUUUUCAUUAGACAAGCUUCCUUUUAUUAUCGUUAAUGACGUUGCAAAAAUAUCUAUAAUAUUUAGAUGAGAG
Cololabis saira (Pacific saury) is the source of this 3858-nucleotide messenger RNA. RefSeq lists its product as uncharacterized. The transcript has 2 exons. The record is from RefSeq and is a predicted model, not a curated record. NCBI's taxonomy places the organism in Eukaryota, Metazoa, Chordata, Actinopteri, Beloniformes, Belonidae. The coding region runs from base 154 to 1659 and encodes 501 amino acids.